AUGUCCUUGCAGGCGAAUUCGCCUCGGGCUGCACGCGACAGCGCAUCGGGCGAUAAGCACGAGUCAAUCGACCUCACAUCUGACACUGAGGACGAAGAUGACGACGAUCUCCGGCGUGCGAUUGCCUUAUCGAUGCAGGAAAGCGCAAAUAAUGACGUGCAACAGUCAUCGGCUUCGAGCGCACCGCCAACGAGUGUGAUCAAAACAGCAGCCGCCGUCGACAAACCUCCAGGUUUCAUGGGUAUGGAUCGGAAAGCCAUGGAACUGGAGCGUCUCGCAAGGCUUGGCAAAAGGAAGCGGGAGGUAUCUCCUGAGAUACCUUCUAAGCAAGUUGUAAGAACGCCUGCCGCCAAAUGUGAUUCGGACGAAACACCGUUACAAUACCCCAAUGGCGCGAUCAAGCGCACUUUCGCGUCGAAAUACCCACGAACCGACGACAUCACUAUUGAAGAACUACUAGAAGCCGAUAAAGUCAAUACCGCAGUCAUCAGCUCAUUUCAGUACGAUUCGGGAUGGCUAUACGAAAAACUUGAUCCGACAAAGGUCAAGCAGAUCUGGCUGAUGACUGGCAAGCACAGAGGCGAGGACGUUCAGGCAAAGCGCAUACAAGAGUGGAGGGAGUCUCGCGUACCGAACAUGAAGCUCCAUUUCCCGCCUAUGGGUGGCAUGAUAGCCAGCAUGCACAGCAAAUUCAUGCUCUUGUUCGGAAAAGACAAGCUACGCAUUGCGAUUCCGACUGCAAACAUGACACAGACCGACUGGGGCGAGGUCGCAAACGACUGGCAGCCCGGCAUCAUGGAGAACUCGGUGUUCUUGAUAGACCUCCCUCGCAGACAUGACGGUACUGUCACGGAGGCGAAAGACUUGACACCUUUUGGUCGCGAGUUGGUAUACUUCUUGGAGCAGCAGGAAGUGGGUCCGCAGGUCAUCACCGGUCUGUUGAAAUGCGACUUCUCGAAGACUCAUCAUUUGGCCUUUGUGCACUCCAUUGGCGGUUCGCACAAGACCGAAUCAACCCAUCCCACAGGUCUCCCUAGCCUCGCACACGCUGUAAGAGAGCUCAAUCUAGGUGAAGUCGAGCAUAUUGAGCUUGAUUACGCAGCAUCCUCGCUCGGUUCUAUCAACGAUGCCUUCUUGUCGCGCGUUCGCCUCGCUGCAUGCGGCAAGUCGUUCGGGACAAACACUGCGCCAGAGUCUAACGUACGCGAUUGCUUUCGGAUAUAUUUCCCUACCAACGAAACGGUUGAGAAAAGCAUGGGCGGUCCUGACGGUGCCGGUAUCAUUACGUUGACAAGACAGGCUUACAACGCACCAUCGUUUCCAAGAGAAUGCAUGCGAGACUACGACUCGAUGCGACGGGGGAUGCUGUCGCAUAACAAACUGCUCUUCGCGCGAGGUCGUAGAAAGAACGGGAAGCCCUUUGCUUGGGUUUAUGUUGGCUCUGCCAACAUAUCCGAAUCAGCGUGGGGAGGGCAAAAGGUAUUGAAGAGCGGACAAAUGGGGAGUCUGAACAUCAGGAACUGGGAGUGUGGUGUUGUCAUGCCUGUGCCAGAGGCAAAGCUUCAGGGUCUCAAGCAGGAUGACGUACCGUCGAUGAGCGUGUUUGACGGAACGAUUGAGGUCCCUUUUCGAGUUCCUGCGGACGAAUUCAAGGGCAGACAGCCCUGGUUCUUCAGGUCAUGA
This is a messenger RNA of Alternaria viburni, 1683 nucleotides long. RefSeq lists its product as uncharacterized. The transcript is spliced from 3 exons. NCBI's taxonomy places the organism in Eukaryota, Fungi, Ascomycota, Dothideomycetes, Pleosporales, Pleosporaceae. The record is from RefSeq and is a predicted model, not a curated record. Gene Ontology annotation, cellular component: nucleus. Bases 1 to 1683 code for a protein of 560 amino acids. Gene Ontology annotation, molecular function: double-stranded DNA binding; 3'-tyrosyl-DNA phosphodiesterase activity; single-stranded DNA binding. Gene Ontology annotation, biological process: double-strand break repair; single strand break repair.